AUGGAGCCUAGAGAGAGCGAGAGAGAGUGGAGAGUGGUGAGAAGAAGAGGGAUUGGUCCAAAACAUGUCGAGAGAAAACAGGCAAGAAGCUGGAAUCGGAGCAGUUUGAAUGGGAGGAGAGAUUGGAGUUCGAAUGAACGUGAUGACACUACAACCUUUUUCUUUAACAACAUCCCAGAGGAUUGCAGCCUUGAUUUUCUCAGACGUAAGUUCGAGACGGUUGCGAAGACGGUGGAUGUAUAUAGCCCAAGGAAGAGAGAUCUUUGGGGAAGACCGUUCGGCUUUGUUCGAUUUGAAAAGGUGGAGAGGUCUGAGACUUUACUGGUGGACCUGAACAAACUUUGGAUUGGCAGUUAUAAGGUUAGAGUUUAUAAGCCUAAAUUCCAAAGGGAUUAUAAACCUAAAUUCGAAAGGGUUGAUGAGAAGAGAAGGAAUGAGCAGAAUAGCGUCAAAGAAAAGAAGUUGGAACAGAUACAGCCAUGCAACAUGAAGGUGUAUAAUAGGCACGCAGGUGUCUCCUUUAAGGAAGCUCUUACAGGUGCUAAAGAUGAUAAAGAACUUGAUGAUGAAACAUUUCAGUUCCAGACGACGGAAGAAGACUUGGUUUGGCUUAAUGGGGCUUUUACAGGUUACAUUAAAUCUGAGUUUCUCUGGGAGGAAGUUCGAGAGGAAAUAAAUAGUGAAUGCGCAGGUUGUUUUAAGCUGAACUCCCUUGGUGGCAACAUGGUCUUAAUCCAAAGCAGCAACGAGCAGACGACCGAGGAAAAUCUCAAUAAGCUCAACGAAUGGAGAGACUUCUGGUUGCAGUGGUGGAGGCCUUGGAAAUCUGUUGAUAUCAACUAUCAAAGAGUUGUCUGGACUAAAUGGACCGGAGUCCCGCUACAUGUUUGGAAUUCCCGUUUCUUCAGUACGGCAAGCGCGAGGUUCGGGUUGCUUCUGAAAAUUGAAGAAAAAACAAGAACGAAAGAGAGGCUGGACGUGGCUUUUAUACAGAUGUCUACUGGGUUCAACUCCAUCGGAAACAUACUGAAAUGUAAAAUCGACGGUGCUUCGUUCCAAAUCCGGGUGGAAGAAAUGCCCUAUAAUUUCGUUUCCCCGGAGGAGGAGGUGUGGUCUUUGGACGAAGAUGCUGACUCAGAAUGUUCUUUACAAGAUAUCUCACAGUCUCCGGCGAAGGCUUUCAUCGUCGAGUCGGAAACAGAGGACGGUGAAGGAAACGAUUCGGUUACUCAAAAAAACGGCGUCUCGGAACUCGAGAGAAAGGUUGUGGAAACUAAUGGCCCGUUCUCACAUUACUCUGACACAGAUAAAGGAAGCCAAGUCCAGCGGGUUUCCUCCGAAGGGACUGAUAAAUCGCCUUCAAAUGAGCCAGAGACUAGAGGUAGAGAGAUUAAUGAAGGGAGUAGAAACGAGAAAGAGAAGGAAUUUCAAAAUGAACUUGAGGGGGAGGAGUGCGAUCCCUCGAGGGUACCAGAUUCUCUCACUGCAGGGGUUGUUUCUAAGAAAUGA
Salvia miltiorrhiza (redroot sage) is the source of this 1509-nucleotide messenger RNA. RefSeq lists its product as uncharacterized. Gene Ontology annotation, molecular function: RNA binding. The transcript has a single exon. Lineage: Eukaryota; Viridiplantae; Streptophyta; Magnoliopsida; Lamiales; Lamiaceae. The record is from RefSeq and is a predicted model, not a curated record. Bases 1 to 1509 code for a protein of 502 amino acids.